UCGUAAGAAUAUUAUUGCUAUUUGUGAGUCUGUAUGUAAAUAUUGAUUAUUUAAGACUUUAUCACGAUACGAUUUUUCAAGGCUAAGGCUGAGAUAUGAUAUUCCAUUAACCAUUCAGUCAGUAUUCGCUACAAGUGUAGAUAUUUUACUAGAUCUAUGCAAAAAAAAAACAUUUUCUCGUGUCUAUUAAAAUUACGAAAAAUGAUUACUGAGUCACGAUUUAAGUGAAUUUCCCGCGUGAGUACGGUGUAUUAAUGACGUGUUUUAAGUACUUUUAGUUGAUUGUGGAACUGUUAUAGUGAAGACGUGUUAGUUGCAAGUUUUGAAAUAAAAACAUGGAUAAAGUAAAGCUGUUCUGGUCUAAAACUAACCGGUGGCAUAGAGGUCUAUUCAUCCUACUGCUGGUGGAAUUGAGAGUGUUUCCAGGCGGUCAGUUGGGGUUCCAAUGCAAUGACCCCGCGCUCUCACAUCCUUUCAAUGGAGACACCAUCAGCUGGAAGUGGCUGCUAGCGACGUCGAUAUUCGUACCUUUAAUUGUUAUGUUAAUAGUAGAACGAAAGUACCACAAUGAGAAGCCGCCAAAGUCCAAGCUGGCUGUGGAGUGGUUCAAGGAGUAUCUCUAUGGGUUGCUGGUCAACCUCCUUAUAGUGCAGACCCUCAAACUUAUCGUUGGCUCACCACGGCCACAUUUCUUUGACACUUGCAGUCCGAACGAGGCACAGACUUGUCAAGAGUCUGAAUACGUGGCGAGCUACACAUGUACAAAAGCGCAUUGGAUCAGUCAGUCGGACACGAGCUUUCCUUCAGGACACACGUCUCUUGCAGUACACGCUGGCGUUUUUCUAGCUUACUACCUCCACCGUCGUACGAGUAUGACGUACAAAGUGCUAGUCUUCCAAGUGAUCUUCGUGAGCACGGCUGUAGUAUGUAGUGUGUCGAGAAUGACGGACCAUAGACACCACUGGUGGGAUGUACUGGCGGGGGCAUUAAUAGCUGUGCCUGUACUGUUUUAUACCAUUCGUUCCCUGUGCAACAACUUCGAGUGUUCAAGCAACAGUUCGACCCCAGACGCUCCGAUAAGUGUUGAAACUAAAAUAGUUAAUAUACCUUUAAUAAACGCGAAAGAAACAUAAUUAUUAUAUUUCAUAAAUUAGAUAAAUAAAUUCUUAUAAACGGUGACAAACUAUAAUGUACCUUAACUAUAAGGCUGUAAGAUUGAAAGUUGCACGUUAAUAGAUAAUUUGAAUUUAGAAUUUGUAUUGAAGUUUGAAUUGGAAUUUGAAGCGUGUAAUUCGAAUUGAGAAUUAAUUGCAAUUUAGGAAUAUGUGCGUUAAUGUAAAGAAAUAAAGUUUUAAUUUCAAUGAAGAAGGAAAUCGCGCUAUUUAAUGUACAUAAGUGAAAAUCAUAUAGUUAUUGUUUUAACUUCAACUCAAGCAAUUCACAACUUUAUAAUUGACACAGUAAAGUAUAUAUUACUAUGAUGAACGCUAAAAAUAAUAAAAAUAUGUAAUGUAAUAUAUGAAACUGCAAGCGUUAGUUUAUUGUUGGAUUGUAAAUCUUAUGGCUAUAUGUGUUAAAGUCUCUUUUGGAAUUUGAAAUAUUUUGUCAUACUAUGUUAUUGAAGCUAAUCAAAUACAUAGGUAAUUUGACCGACUAAGUACAUUAAAUUUUAAUACUAUCUUGUAUUAAAGGACUGGACAACUAGUCAAACUCAGUACUUUUUUAUAAAAUAUCAAUAUAAGUACUUUUCUACGAUUUUUGUAAGGAAUUACUUACGUAAUGAAUUUGAGUAAUGACGGCAUAUAAUUUUAAUUGUCUACAUAGCAUAACAUAACAUCACGCCUUUGUAUCCCCGAAGGGGUAGGCAGAGGUGCUC
This is a messenger RNA of Spodoptera litura, 1876 nucleotides long. Its product is annotated as putative phosphatidate phosphatase. Gene Ontology annotation, cellular component: plasma membrane. Lineage: Eukaryota; Metazoa; Arthropoda; Insecta; Lepidoptera; Noctuidae. The record is from RefSeq and is a predicted model, not a curated record. Gene Ontology annotation, biological process: phospholipid metabolic process; phospholipid dephosphorylation; signal transduction. Gene Ontology annotation, molecular function: phosphatidate phosphatase activity.